UAUUAUGAUACACUGGGAGGGGCACAUUUAUGCUUCUCUCAUUUCCCCAAGGGUUGGGGCAAAAAUUGCUAUUAAAAUAUAUAAAACUCAAACGCUAGGAACAUUCGAUUCCAGUCCGCUACGAUUCAUUUCCAAAUGUGCUGUUGCCCUCGGUUUCGAUAAGAAAGGAUUUUUCCGGCUGGUGAACUGCUUCUGUUCGAAAGGAUUUUCCAACAUCUUUUUAAUUCGGUAUCGAGCGCGCGCGGUUUUGGUCUCCGUUUUUUGCGGUUUGGACCGGCCCUGGGUGAACGGCAAGCUUGCGUGGAAAAGUUCUGUGUUGGAGAAGGAAAAUUUCAUCUCGGUUUGACCAGAAGACACAGAAACGAACGAAUACAAAAAAAAAAGUGGAAGAAGCGUGAAACGAGUGAACCGGAAAAUUGUGUGCAUUCGAGGCAGUUUUUCUUGCCAAGUUCAACCGGCUGAAGGAAUAAAGAUGAAGCUCACGCGCAAAUAUUUAUUUCUUUCGCUGCUAGUAGUGCUGGUCAGUUGCGAAAACAAUGAGGAGAAAAAUCAACCAAAGGAAUCGACUCAAAAAGUGUCCGACAGAAGCGACGGUGUAGUUAGCAGUGGCGAUGAUAAAGCCCAGAAUAAACGAGGAGCCCCAAACAUUCAAACUAUUGUUGGAACUCCCCAGCAUGGCUAUAUUAAUCAACAGUUUGGAGGGGGUGCCGGGAUCGGAACUGCAUCUCCGGCAACCAUUGCAGCCGUUGGCCCAGUGGCCUACACUUCAUAUGGCCACCCUCAUCCUCACCAAGCCUUUUCCGGUGGUGGGACCCAGCUGGUGCAAAAUGCAGCUGCUGCAUCGCCACAGACGGUGUACCAUAAAAUAAAUUAUGUAGCCCCCAAUGCGGCCCUCAAAGUGGCUACCUUCGCUUCACCUGGCCAUUAUGAAUAUGCAUCCGCUGCUGCUGCAGCAACUCCUGUUCUGGCGAAGUACAACUACGCAGCGGCCAUACCUCAGUAUCAGUACGCCCACUAUCCGCAGUAUCAGGUGGUCCAGCAUCAUCAGACACCGGGCGCAACGAUCAUCACUACGGCCACCCAUCCGCAUCAACUCCAUCAAGCAGCCGCCACCACUUACCACCAGCAUCAACCGGUGGCAACGUAUAUUACAGCCCAUCAGCCGGCAGCCUUCCACUAUACACUCACGGCGGCACAGCCUUUGAUCCAGCAGCAUCAGCAGCAACAACAGCAACACAAUUAUCAUCAAUCGAUACAAACACAGCACGGACAUGCUCCGGUGGCCACCAUCCACUACCAUCAGACCCAGCAGCAGCAGCCUGCCGCCGCAGUCGUCGGAGUGCAACCCUCGGUUCCGGUUAUCCAUCAGGCUCCGCUCGCUUCCAUCAAUCAGGUGCACCAAGCAAGUCAGAUGUUUGCCACCCAGGCACAGCUGGCCAAGUACCCAACGAUUGCGCCCAUCUAUCCGACUCAGGCGACCGCGUCGAAUCAAAUUUACCACCAGGCUACCAAUUAUGCAUAUCCCAUUCAGUUCGGGCCCAAACAAAUUGUACCAACCGUUGCGACACCUAGCCAACUUAAACAACUGAUCCCCGUGACGACAGCCACGACUACUCACCAUAACGGAAAGGGCAUUAGUUAUGCCGCUUUUACCCAGCAGGCGAAUCCGGCUACUCUACAACAACUGCAGUCCCAAUCCGCUUACUACAACACAGCUGCCGCUGCCUCCAACCUCCAACAGCAUCAACAGAACCACCUAAACCAACAGUAUCAGCAGCCACGCAUACAAUUGUACUCCACGGUGGCAACCCCACUGCAGAAGCCAGCCAUCCUCUACUCCUCCCAGUAUGCUCAGCCAUCGAUUCCAGCGGCGAUUUAUGCCACUUCAAUGACACCCCUCCUCCAGCACUCUCAGCAGCAGCAGCAACAGCAACAGCAUCAGUCACAGUCCCAUCAGCCGAUUCAGUACGGAACGCAUCUACUCCAGCAGCAGCAGUCUCAAUCAUACAUGCCACUGGCCAAAAUCACCUACACACCGGGGGCCGCUUCGCUACAGAAAGGAUUCUAUCCGGUUCAAUGAAAACGGUUUAUCUUUCCUUCCCCACCUGUUGUUGUGGCGCUCCCCUCUUUCCGUCCUGAGUGAUUAGCAAUCGUCCUUCGUUCCGGUUUCUAGCUCCCUAUUUCGUGGGAUUGUAUUUAUUGGUUCAGAUUCGAAGUUGUAUAGUUGUAUAAGUUCUGUUAUUGUUUUUUUUUUUCAAUAAACCUAGU
Messenger RNA from Toxorhynchites rutilus septentrionalis, 2268 nucleotides. Its product is annotated as putative mediator of RNA polymerase II transcription subunit 26. NCBI's taxonomy places the organism in Eukaryota, Metazoa, Arthropoda, Insecta, Diptera, Culicidae. The transcript is spliced from 8 exons. Bases 473 to 2080 code for a protein of 535 amino acids. The record is from RefSeq and is a predicted model, not a curated record.